Messenger RNA from Rattus rattus (black rat), 3974 nucleotides. RefSeq names its product integrin subunit alpha 1 (gene Itga1). Gene Ontology annotation, cellular component: external side of plasma membrane; integrin complex. Gene Ontology annotation, molecular function: integrin binding. The transcript has 29 exons. Gene Ontology annotation, biological process: cell adhesion mediated by integrin; integrin-mediated signaling pathway; cell-cell adhesion. The coding region runs from base 415 to 3954 and encodes 1179 amino acids. The record is from RefSeq and is a predicted model, not a curated record. NCBI's taxonomy places the organism in Eukaryota, Metazoa, Chordata, Mammalia, Rodentia, Muridae.
CGCCCUCUCAGUGAAAGGCAGAUGUCCCUUUAAGGUUUGCUUUGCUGCUGCCCGUGGACUUUAGCCUAAACACGGUCCCGCGAAGUUGGCUUUAUUUGUCCAUGUCUCGGACAGAGCCUGGGUGGCUGCCAGUGAGAUUUCAGAGACCGAGCGCGCAGAGGGGCGGGAAAUGUGGCAAUCCAUCUGGGAUGUGAGAAGCGUGGAGUGGAGAGGGCUUAGCAGCAUUUGACCAAAACACAGGAAAUCACUCCUCCACAGCUCCUGGGCGCAGCAGCGGCUGGGGCCACUGCCGGACACCCUCGGAGACCACACGAGUGACCCAGAGCUCAAGUCGCCAGCGUCCCGGUUCUGCCUGUUCCUGCCAGCUCCUGCCCACGAACCGGCACGUAGCUGGUUCCGGCAGCCGCUCCAGCAAUGGUCCCCAGGCGUCCUGCCAGCCUAGAGGUCACUGUAGCCUGCAUAUGGCUUCUCACGGUCAUCCUAGGCUUCUGCAUCUCCUUCAAUGUUGAUGUGAAAAACUCAAUGAGUUUCAGUGGCCCAGUUGAAGACAUGUUUGGAUACACUGUUCAACAAUAUGAAAACGAAGAAGGCAAAUGGGUUCUUAUUGGUUCUCCUUUACUUGGCCAACCCAAAGCAAGAACUGGAGAUGUCUAUAAGUGUCCGGUUGGGAGAGAGAGAGCAAUGCCUUGCGUGAAGUUGGACUUGCCAGUUAACACAUCGAUCCCCAAUGUCACAGAAAUAAAGGAAAACAUGACAUUUGGAUCAACUUUAGUCACCAACCCGAAUGGAGGAUUUCUGGCAUGUGGGCCCUUGUAUGCCUAUAGAUGUGGACAUUUGCAUUAUACAACUGGAAUAUGUUCUGAUGUCAGCCCUACAUUUCAAGUCGUGAACUCCUUUGCCCCUGUACGAGAAUGCAGCACCCAGCUGGACAUAGUCAUCGUCCUGGAUGGCUCCAACAGCAUCUACCCCUGGGAAAGUGUCAUCGCCUUUUUAAACGACCUUCUUAAGAGGAUGGAUAUUGGCCCUAAGCAGACACAGGUCGGGAUUGUACAGUAUGGAGAGAAUGUAACCCAUGAGUUCAACCUCAAUAAGUAUUCAUCCACAGAAGAGGUCCUUGUCGCAGCAAACAAAAUAGGCCGACAGGGAGGCCUCCAAACGAUGACAGCCCUUGGAAUAGACACAGCCAGGAAAGAGGCAUUCACUGAAGCUCGGGGUGCCAGGAGGGGAGUUAAAAAAGUCAUGGUUAUUGUGACCGACGGAGAAUCGCAUGACAACUAUCGCCUGAAACAGGUCAUCCAAGACUGCGAGGAUGAAAACAUUCAGCGAUUUUCCAUAGCUAUCCUUGGCCACUAUAACAGGGGGAACUUAAGCAGUGAAAAAUUUGUGGAGGAAAUAAAAUCGAUCGCAAGCGAGCCCACGGAAAAGCACUUCUUCAAUGUCUCGGAUGAGUUGGCCCUGGUCACUAUUGUUAAAGCUCUGGGAGAAAGGAUAUUCGCUUUGGAAGCGACAGCUGACCAGUCAGCAGCUUCAUUUGAGAUGGAAAUGUCUCAGACUGGCUUCAGUGCUCACUACUCCCAGGACUGGGUCAUGCUUGGAGCAGUGGGAGCCUAUGACUGGAACGGAACUGUGGUCAUGCAGAAGGCUAACCAGAUGGUCAUCCCUCAUAACACCACCUUUCAAACUGAGCCCGCCAAGAUGAACGAGCCUCUGGCUUCUUAUUUAGGUUACACAGUGAACUCGGCCACCAUCCCUGGAGAUGUGCUCUACAUCGCUGGGCAGCCUCGGUACAAUCAUACGGGCCAGGUCGUCAUCUACAAGAUGGAGGAUGGGAACAUCAAUAUUCUGCAGACACUCGGCGGAGAGCAGAUUGGUUCCUACUUUGGUAGUGUCUUAACAACAAUUGACAUCGACAAAGAUUCUUACACUGAUCUACUUCUCGUCGGGGCCCCCAUGUACAUGGGGACAGAGAAAGAGGAACAGGGCAAGGUGUACGUGUACGCUGUGAAUCAGACAAGGUUUGAAUAUCAAAUGAGCCUGGAACCAAUUAGGCAGACCUGCUGCUCAUCCCUGAAGGAUAAUUCAUGCACGAAAGAAAAUAAGAACGAGCCCUGCGGGGCCCGCUUCGGAACAGCAAUUGCUGCUGUAAAAGACCUCAACGUGGAUGGAUUUAAUGACGUCGUGAUUGGCGCUCCGCUGGAAGAUGACCACGCAGGAGCUGUGUACAUUUAUCAUGGCAGUGGCAAGACCAUAAGGGAGGCGUAUGCACAACGCAUUCCGUCAGGCGGGGAUGGCAAGACCCUGAAAUUUUUCGGCCAGUCUAUCCACGGAGAGAUGGAUUUAAAUGGUGACGGUCUGACCGACGUGACCAUUGGAGGCCUUGGUGGAGCAGCCCUCUUCUGGGCCAGAGAUGUGGCUGUAGUUAAAGUGACCAUGAGUUUUGAACCCAAUAAAGUGAAUAUUCAAAAGAAAAACUGCCGUGUGGAGGGCAAAGAAACAGUGUGCAUAAAUGCUACAAUGUGUUUUCAUGUGAAAUUAAAGUCUAAAGAGGACUCAAUUUACGAGGCUGAUCUGCAGUACCGUGUCACCCUUGAUUCGCUGAGGCAGAUAUCACGGAGCUUUUUUUCUGGAACUCAGGAAAGGAAGAUUCAAAGAAAUAUCACCGUUCGAGAAUCAGAAUGCAUCAGGCACUCCUUCUACAUGUUGGACAAACAUGACUUUCAGGACUCCGUGAGAGUGACUCUGGAUUUUAAUCUCACUGAUCCAGAAAAUGGUCCUGUACUUGAUGAUGCUCUGCCAAACUCAGUCCACGAACAUAUUCCCUUUGCCAAAGACUGUGGGAACAAGGAAAGAUGCAUUUCAGACCUCACCCUGAAUGUGUCCACCACAGAAAAGAGCCUGCUGAUCGUCAAGUCCCAGCAUGACAAGUUCAAUGUCAGCCUCACUGUCAAAAACAAAGGAGACAGUGCGUACAACACCAGGACAGUGGUGCAGCAUUCACCAAAUCUGAUUUUUUCGGGAAUUGAGGAGAUCCAAAAAGAUAGCUGUGAAUCUAAUCAAAAUAUCACUUGCAGAGUUGGAUAUCCUUUCCUAAGAACAGGAGAAACGGUUACCUUCAAAAUAAUAUUCCAGUUUAACACAUCCCAUCUCUCGGAAAAUGCAAUCAUUCACUUAAGUGCAACAAGCGACAGUGAAGAGCCCCUGGAAUCUCUUUAUGAUAAUGAAGUGAAUAUUUCCAUCCCAGUAAAAUAUGAAGUCGGACUGCAGUUUUACAGUUCUGCGAGUGAACAUCACAUUUCAGUUGCUGCCAAUGAGACGAUCCCUGAGUUUAUUAACUCCACUGAGGACAUUGGGAAUGAAAUUAAUGUCUUCUAUACGAUUAGAAAGAGGGGGCAUUUCCCAAUGCCAGAACUUCAGCUGUCAAUUUCAUUCCCCAAUUUGACGGCAGAUGGUUAUCCUGUACUGUACCCAAUUGGAUGGUCAUCUUCAGAUAAUGUGAACUGCAGACCCCGGAGCCUUGAGGACCCCUUUGGCAUCAACUCUGGGAAGAAAAUGACGAUAUCGAAGUCUGAGGUUCUCAAAAGAGGCACAAUCCAGGACUGCAGCACGUGUGGAGUUGCCACCAUCAGGUGUAGCCUCCUUCCUUCCGACCUGAGUCAAGUGAAUGUCUCGCUCCUCCUGUGGAAACCGACUUUCAUAAGAGCACAUUUUUCCAGCUUAAACCUUACUAUAAGAGGAGAACUUAAGAGUGAAAAUUCAUCGCUGACUUUAAGUAGCAGCAACCGGAAGCGAGAGCUGGCUAUUCAGAUAUCCAAGGACGGGCUCCCAGGCAGAGUACCGCUGUGGGUUAUCCUCCUGAGCGCCUUCGCGGGGCUACUGCUGCUAAUGCUCCUUAUAUUGGCUCUGUGGAAGAUUGGAUUCUUCAAAAGGCCACUAAAGAAGAAAAUGGAGAAAUGAAAUGUUUCAUAGAAAGAAAA